Messenger RNA from Xenopus laevis (African clawed frog), 2403 nucleotides. Its product is annotated as extensin. The transcript has 2 exons. Lineage: Eukaryota; Metazoa; Chordata; Amphibia; Anura; Pipidae. The record is from RefSeq and is a predicted model, not a curated record. The coding region runs from base 64 to 768 and encodes 234 amino acids.
CUACAGGGUCUAUAAAUAUAUAGGGCUGAAGCUCUUCUAUCUCACAGAUGCCUGAGGAAGAGCAUGGAGAUGUCUCAACUGUCUUACCCUAUACUGUGUUAUCCUCCUCCAGAGUAUUAUACUCUGUAUAUUGAUCCUCCCGCCUAUGAGCCUCCAAACCCAUCAUCCACAACAUACUCUGAUUCUUCACUGCCUCCAUAUCAACCUUCUCCUCAAUCCUCAGCUUCCAUAGAGAGGACUUCUGAAGGUUCUCCUCCAGACUACUGUGAGCUUUCACUGCCAUAUUGCAUUAACAACGGUUCUUCUCUUCAUGCACCACCUCUGGAUCCUGUUUCAACAACAGCUGAACUGCCUCCUCCAGGCAACUAUGAGCUUCCACCACCAUAUUGUAUUACCACCCAUUCGUCUCUUCGUGCACCACCGGCUCCUGCCCACCAGCAGCUCGAGCUCACUGUGCAACUGAAGGCAAACAACAGCUUCAUGUUAUUUUGCCUUUUCACCUUUAUUUUCUUCCCCCCAUUUGGAUUGGUCUGCAUCAUCUACUUUUGCAAGGUGAAAUGGUUUAUCCAUAGAGGAGACUUUGAGAAGGUGAAGACGCUGAGUGUGACUACGAAUCAUAUAAAUAAAACAUUAUUUUUGUUCAGCCUUCCCUUGGGUGUCACUAUUUACACGGCUAUACUUCUUGUCUGCGUUUUGACCAGUAGAAGUGCAUUAGCCACACAAAAGAACGCUACGCACUACAUGACGGGAAUUGACUUUUCACCCUAAUAAUAUGUUGCCAGAGGCAUUGGUAACUUCUAGUAUUAUUAUUUAUUAUAUUUUUUAGUUCUUUUACUCCAAAACAACAUCCAGAUGUAACUGUGCAAUUGAUUCAAUGUUUGUCUGUAUUUGUACCUGUCUCCUUUUUGUUUCCCUUUAUUCUGUAACUUACUGCAGGGGAUGAUAAUCUUGUACAGGCAUGGGAUCCCUUAUCCGGAGACUCAUUAUCCAGAAAGCUCUGAAUUACGGAAAGGCCAUCUCCUAUACACUCAAUUUUAUCCAAAUAAUUCCAAUUUUGUAAAACAAUUUUUUUUUUCUGUGUAAUAAUAAAACAGUAGCUUGUAUUUGAUUCCAACUAAAAUAUAAUUAAGCCUUAUUGGAAGCAAAACCAGCCUAUUGGGUUUAUUUAAUAUUUAUAUGAUUUUCUAGUAGACUUAAGGUAUGAUGAUCCAAAUUACAGAAAGGUCUGUUAUCCAAAAAACCCCAGGUCCUGAGCAUUCUGGAUAACAGGUCCUGUCCCUCUACAAUAAUACCCCCAUGCUCAGAGCCAGGGCCGUACAGAAUGGGUUUGCUGAGAUGGGAAGAAAAAGGAAAGUACAUUUAAAAGUCGUAAUCACAUAAAAACAGAUACAUCCAUUCUUUUUUUUGUGAUUUUUUUUUAAACUGAUAAAAAAUGUUUUUGCUUCUGAGAUUAAAGGGGUGGUUAACCUUUAAGUUAACUUUUAGUAUGUUAUAGAAUAAUUCAUUCUAAACAACUUUUCAAUUGGUCUUUAUUAUUUAUUUCUUACAGUUUUUGAAAUUUUUAUCUUUUUCUUCUGACUCUUUCCAGCUUUCCCCCCAACCCCCUCUGGCCAACCCCUAUCACAGCCGCAACCUCCCUCUGGUAGGUAGGUAGGCAGCGUCAGACUGGGGGGCCCAGGACCCACCGGGCCACAGCUUCAGGGGCCCUCCACACCAUCCCCAUGGCCCCCAGCUACAAAGUCUAAUCUGCUGGGAAACCACCUCCUUCUCCCACGCAUGAGCGCAUGCAUAACUUUUGCCAGUGGAAGGUAAGGAGGAAAAGUAGGGAGCAAGUCUGGGCCGGCGGGCCCUCGACAUACAUAUGUGCGCGCAUGUGUGCAUACGUUUUUGCAGCACGUGACCGAGGCCCAGGAGGUUAGGGGGAAGUGUGGGGAGCGGGUCUGGCCCAAAAGAGCCUGGCCCACUGGCCCAGUCCGACCCUGUAGGUAGUUAGAUUUGCGGUACCUCAAGUAGGGAGCAGGUCUGGGCCAGCAGGGCCCAUGAGAGCCGGGGCCCGCUGGGUUUUUUCCCGGUGCCCCGCCGGCCCAGUCCGACCCUGGACAUCACUGACCAUGCAACCAAGCUACAUUUGCAAUUACUCAUUACAGUCUAGAGUCAGAGGCUAGAUUGUCAUCGUUAUUAUAUUCUUUUUUAGGGAUGCGCCAAAUUUUUUUCUAAAUUCAACCAAAUAACGAAUCUUUCAAAAAAGGAUUAGACUGAAUCCCAGAUCCUAAUUUGCAAAAUUACAAAUUAACACAAUUACAUGAUCUAAAGUCAAAUCAUUUUAAGGGUUCAGGUGCUAGGAUUCGCCGGAAUCCCAAAUCGAAAUUUUAUUACUUAUUUUUCAAAUGAGCCGCUCUCCCA